Messenger RNA from Plasmodium gonderi, 5763 nucleotides. Its product is annotated as clathrin heavy chain. The record is from RefSeq and is a predicted model, not a curated record. Gene Ontology annotation, molecular function: structural molecule activity; clathrin light chain binding. The transcript has a single exon. NCBI's taxonomy places the organism in Eukaryota, Apicomplexa, Aconoidasida, Haemosporida, Plasmodiidae. Gene Ontology annotation, cellular component: clathrin coat of coated pit; clathrin coat of trans-Golgi network vesicle; clathrin complex. Bases 1 to 5763 code for a protein of 1920 amino acids. Gene Ontology annotation, biological process: receptor-mediated endocytosis; intracellular protein transport.
AUGAAUCAGAGCAACCCAUUAUCUGUCGCACUUGCAGAUAGUCUGUCCACGUAUGAUAUUCAAAAUGAAUCCUUUCGCCUAGGUAAUGUAUCAAUCGAAGGAGAUAAAUUUAUAUGCGUUAAAGAAAAUGUAAAUGAGAAUACCCAAGUAGUAGUUAUCAACUUGCAUAGUAAAGUAAGCACACGUAAAUAUAUGAAAGCAGAAAGUGUUAUUAUUCAUCCGCAUGAUCCUAUUUUAGCUUUAAGGGGCACAAUAAAAAAUGUGAAUACUAUAUUUUUACAAGUUUUUAAUAUUGAAACUAAGGAAAAAAUAUGCUCCUUGAAUUUAAAUGAGUAUAUGAGUUAUUGGAAAUGGAUAAAUAAUGACACGAUUGCAAUAAUCUGUGAAAGGAAUGUAUAUCAUUGGACAAUAGAUGUUCACAAUAGUAAAAGACAUAAAGAAAAUUACACUUUAACAAAAGUUUUUGAAAAGGCACAAGUGUUCAUAGAUAACAAUUCACAAAUAUUAUACUAUGCAACUGAUAAGGAUAUGAAAUGGUGUAUAUUAUGUGGAAUAUCUACACAAGAUCAGGGGAAAAGUAUAGAUGGAUAUAUGCAACUUUAUUCUUGUGAAAAAAAAUUACAUCAAACUAUUGAAGGGUUUAUAGGAUGUUUUGGAUCAUUUAUAUUUGAUAAUUGGGAUAUAAAACCACUUUUUUGUUUUAUUGAAAGAAAGAAAAAUUCAACUAUAUCAAGGUUACAUUUAAUGGAUAUAAAUGCAAAUAAAACAGAGGGUAGUGGCACACCAUACAAAAUUGUGAAAGAAAUUAAUUUAAUCAAUGAACAUUUGAAUGAUUUUCCUAUAUACAUCAGUUUAAAUACAUUACAAGGGGUAAUAUAUAUUGUUACGAAAUGUAGUUAUGUUUACAUAUUUGAUGAAGGCACAUUAACCCAAAUUGUUAAAGAGAAAAUUAGUGAAGAUAACAUUUUCAUAUGUUGUGAUAGCAAAAAUGGUGAAGGAAUUUAUGCAGUAAAUAAAAAAGGUAAAAUUUAUUUUAUUACAAUUAAUUAUCUGAAUUUAAUAAAUUAUUUAAAACUAUCAAAUAUAGAUGUAAAGGAGAAAAUUAUAAAAAAUUUGUGUGUAAAAUAUGGUUAUCCAGGAUGUGAUUACAUAAGUGCGUACAAGAAAUGUAUCAACGAAAUGGAUUUUAAAAAGGCAGCAAAAAUUAUAUGUCUAUUGAAGAAUACAAAAAUUUAUGAAGAAUAUUCAACGUCGAUUGCAGAAGCAAUUUUAAUGAUGAAUAAAAAAAAUGUAGAUAUUAGAGUUAUUCCACCAUUGCGAACACAACAAGUGUUAAACAGUUUCAAAUCAUUUAAAAAUGCAUCAGGACAGUUAUCGCCUCUACUUCUUUACUUUUCAGUACUGUUAGAUUAUGAUAAAUUGAAUACGUAUGAAUCUGUCGAAUUGGUAAAACCUGUUGUUUUGCAAAAAAAGAAGGAAUAUUUAGAAAAAUGGAUAAAAGAUGAUAAAUUAACAUGUUCAGAAGAAUUGGGAGAUUUAAUUAAAGUGUUGGAUUUACGACUAGCACUUAAUAUUUACCUACGAUGUAGUGCGCACAACAAAGUAAUUUCCUCCUACUGUCUUCUGAACAUGUUUAACAAUGUGUUAAGUUACUUAAACAAUUUCAAGCAUGUUAAUUUCGAUUUUGUGGGUAUAUUUAUUAACAUAGUAAAUUAUGAAUUCGCAUGUAGUAACGAGAAAGAUAUGAGUUCAGGCAUUAGUGAUAUGAGUAACUCGUCAAAGAAUGAAGCAAUGGAUUUUUUUAAUGAUGGUAAUAAUAAUACGAAUGAUGGUAGACAAGGAAAAGGUAAUAACAGCGAAGUUGGAGUUCAGUAUAUAAAAUUUUUAUGUGAAAAUAACAUUUCAUUUGAUAUUAAUAACAUCAUUGAUUAUUUAUUGAGUAAAAAAAAAUUACAGGAAGCAACAUCCAUAUUGUUAGAUUAUUUAAAAGAUAAUAAACCAGAACAUACAAAUUUGCAAACAAAAUUAUUUGAAUUUAAUUUAUAUAACAAUGUGCAAGUAGCAGAAACACUAUUCCAAAUGGAUAUAUUUACUCACUACGACAAAAAUAGAAUAGCAUAUUUAUGUGAAGAAAAGGGACUAUUUCAAAGAGCAUUAGAAAAUUACACUAAUUUAAAUGAUAUAAAAAGAGUUAUUACGAAAUCUCCUUGUCUUCAAAAAAACACAAAUAUGAAUCAGAAUAUGGAUAGUUCUGUCAUCAACGGAGGAAUUUCUAUUGAAUGGAUUAAAAAAUAUUUUUCGACCUUAAGUGAUUCGGCAUGUCAAGAUAUAUUAUUCGAUUUUAUGAAAGGGAAUAAAAUAAAUAUGGAGGUUGUUAUUUCAAUAUGUGUUCAAUAUUAUAACAAAAUAGGCAUCAAAAAAAUUAUUAAUAAAUUUGAGGAAAACAAAAAUUAUGAAGGAAUUUUCUAUUUUGUUAGUUCUAUUUUGAGCCAUUUACCAAACUUAACGAAUAAAUCAUCGGAUCAAUUAAUGUACAAGAUGAAUGAUGAUACUUCGUCAAUUUUACUGGCAUCUGAAAUCGGAUCACAGUACAGUACCACGGAAAAUUCGUCCAAUCUGAAAAUUGAAGAUGUUCAUUUUAUUAUGUUUAAAUAUAUUGAAGCUUGUGUUAAGAUAAAUAACAUUCAAGAAUUAGAUAGGAUAUGCAAAGAUAAAAAUGCAAAAUAUAAUCCUGAACAAAUUAAAAAUUUUUUAAAAGAUUGCAAGCUGUCCGAUCCACGUCCACUAAUAUAUGUUUGUGAUAUACAUAAUUAUAUAGAAGAAUUGGCAGAGUAUUUAUAUAAAAACAGUUUAUUAAAAUAUAUCGAAGUUUAUGUUAUAAAGGUAAAUCCAAAUAAUGCACACAAAGUUAUUGGUGUUUUACUAGAUCUGGAUGCUUCAGAAGAUUUUCUUCUCAAUUUGUUAAAUAAUAUAAAAAAUAUUUCUAAUAUUGGAAAUUUAAUCGAAAUAGCUGAAAAGAGGAAUAGACUAAAAUUGUUGUUACCUUGGUUGGAAAGUAGGUCCAAUGAAGGUUAUGAGAAUAUCGAAUUACACAAUGCUUUAGCAAAAAUAUAUAUUGAUUUGAAUAAAGAUCCAGAAAACUUUUUAAAAAAUAACAAUUUUUAUAAUAAAAAAUUGAUAGGAAAAUAUUGCGAAGACUUGGAUCCCCAUUUAGCUUAUACUGUAUAUGAAAAAUCAAACGGAGAAUGUGACGAGGAGCUUAUUAACAUUACAAGCAAAAAUGGCUUGUUUAAAUUACAGGCAAAGUAUUUAAUAUCAAGACAAUCCAUGGAAUUGUGGAAAAUGGUUUUAGAUGAAUCUAAUAAAUAUAGAAAAAAUGUUAUAGAUCAAGUUAUCGGCUCUACUUUAAUAGAAUCGAACAAUGCAGAUGAAAUUACCAUAACAGUUAAAGCUUUUAUUGAAAAAAAAUUAAGCAACGAAUUAAUUGAGCUCUUAGAAAAAAUUGUUUUGCAUAAUAGUGAUUUUAGUGAUAAUAAAAAUUUGCAAAAUCUUCUAAUCCUUACUGCAAUAAAAUCAGAUUCUAAAAAAGUAAUGGAAUAUAUUAACCGACUUGAUAAUUUUUCAGGGCCACAAAUUGCAUCUGUUGCAUAUGAUUAUAAGCUGAGAGAAGAAGCAUUUGUUAUUUAUAAAAAGUUUAAUUGCUACACAUCAGCGAUUUCUGUAUUAUUAGAUAAAAUACUCCAAAUAAGGAAAAAUGCAUAUACAAAUGAGUUUUCACAAAAUGGCUCUUCUAUCUAUAACGAGAGUGAUGAUUAUGUAAUGUUUAUUGGAGCAGAGACUAAUAACAACUAUCAAGAAAAGUUGGAUAAUUUAUACUGUAAUAGUAAUGAAAUAGGAAAUGAAAAUGUAAACAAUUAUUAUGCAGAGAAUAAUGAGAAGAAGGAUGAUAAUGAUUUGUCUUUGGAUGUUAAAAUUUAUGAAGAUGAUUUAAAUAGAGCCAUUGAAUAUGCUCAAAAAUGCAACAAUAAUGAUGUAUGGUUUAUAUUGGGGAAGGCACAAUUAAAAAUAAACAAAGUUAUUGAUGCUAUAGACAGUUUUGUGAAAUCCAAUAAUCCUGAAGCAUACAAAGAAGUAAUAGAAAAAUGCAAGGAAAAUAAUUUCUAUGAACAUUUAAUAACAUACUUGAAUACUUUGAGAGAUCAUAAUUCAUUAAAAGACGUGCUAGUAGAUUCUGAAUUACUGUAUGCUUAUGCAAAAUUGAAAAAAACAACAGAAAUGAUAAAAUUUAUUACAAGUACCAAUUCAGCUAAUUUACAGUUGAUAGGUGACAGAUUGUUUAAAGAACAAGAAUACGAAGUUGCUAAAAUUUUGUAUAGUAAUAUACCAAAUAACCAGAAAUUAACGUUUUGUUAUUUGAAACUGAAGGAAUAUUCUUUAGCUAUAGAAGCAGCAAAAAAGGCAAAAAGUCUUAAAACAUGGAAAGAAGUAAAUUUCAUUUGUGUUAAAUAUAAACAACUGAAACAUGCGCAUACAGCUGGUUUACAUUUAAUUAUGCAUGCAGAUCAUUUAGAUGAAAUUAUCAAUAUUUAUGAAAAAAAAAAAUACAUAAAUGAGUUAAUGAGUAUGUUAGAAAAUGGAUUAAACAAUGAAAGAGCACAUGUUGGAAUAUACACAGAGUUGGGAAUUUUAUACGCAAAAUAUAAGCCUGAAAAAUUAAUGGAAUUUAUAAGAAACUAUUCAAAUAAAAUGAAUACAAGAAAAUUAAUUGAUGUUUGUCAAAAUGAAUAUUUAUUAAAAGAAGCGGUUUAUUUAUAUAUAUCUUAUGAUGAGUAUAAUUUAGCUGUAGAUACAAUUAUUAAGCAUUCACCAACGGCGUACUCACCAGAUACAUUUAUGCAAGUAAUUCAUAAAGUUACAAAUAGUGAUAUAAUACAUAAAGUUAUUGAUUUUUAUAUUGAAGAACAUCCAUUAAAUUUGUAUAAUUUGUUAAAAAUAUUAGAAAAUAAAAUUGAUAACAAUAGAUUAGUACAGACUUUGAAGAAAUCCAAUAAUUUGCCACUUAUACAGAAAUAUUUAGAAGAUAUACAAGGACAAAAUAUAACAGCUGUUAAUGAAACACUAAAUGAAAUUUAUUUACAAAAUGACGAUUAUAUCAGUUUGAGAAAUUCAAUUGAUGAAUAUGAUAAUUUUAAUCAAACGAAUUUAAUUAAUAAAUUAGAAAAUCAUAAACUUUCUGAAAUGAGAAGAAUUGCUGCAUUGUUAUAUAAAAAAAAUAAAAAAUAUAAAGAAGCUAUUAAUUUAUCAAAAAAAGAAGAACAGUAUAAAGAUGCAAUUGAAAUAGUUAGAGUAUCCAAAGACAAUUCAUAUGUAGAAGACUUAAUAAAUUAUUUCAUAGAAAUUAAAAAUAAGGAGGCAUUAUGCGCAUGCUUAAUUGUUUGUUAUGAUAUACUGAAACCUGAUUAUGUAUUAGAAAUUGUUUGGACAAGUGGAUUUAAAGACCAAGCCAUGUUAUAUUUUAUUCAAGUUAUUAGUGAUUAUACUUAUCAGAUUGAUACAAUGAAAAAACAAAUUGAAGACAUGCAAAAGGAAAAAAAAAUGAAUAAAUCUGCUCCAAAUGAUUUUUCAGCUAAUUCAUCUAUGUCUGGUCAGUUCACAUACUCUUUGAAUAACCAUUUAUCCAUUAUGCCUCCACAAAAUAACCACACAUCAAGUAAUUUACAAUUCGACAAAUAUGACAUGUUCAACAAUAAUUCCCAAUUUUGA